UUAUUGACCAAAUUUUAAGAUCGAAAGAUGAUAGCUUUUUCUUUUUAUUCUUCUCCAUACUGCAUCGGGAUCUUAUUGGAUUCCUGAAAAAACACAAUUUAAAAACACUAUGAAAUUCUUUUUCUAUUCAAGUCGCAGACCCUUUAAUUGAAAUCCCAGAGAGAGAGAGAGAAAGAAUAAACGUUCAGUUAAAAAUUUCCAAGUCCCCAUAUAGUGUUUUGAUGGAUCCCAAGAACCCAAAUCAACACCAUCAUCAUCAGAUCGUGGUCGCUUCCGACAAAGAACCAAACAACAGUAAGAAGCAGCUUGGUCCGAAGAGAAGCUCAAACAAAGACAGACACACCAAAGUGGAAGGUAGAGGUCGGAGAAUCAGGAUGCCUGCGCUCUGUGCCGCUAGAAUUUUUCAGUUAACUAGAGAAUUAGGUCACAAAUCAGACGGUGAAACAAUCCAGUGGCUGCUUCAACAAGCGGAGCCGUCUAUUAUCGCAGCCACAGGUUCAGGAACUGUACCGGCCUCUGCUUUAGCCUCGGCUUGUGCUGCUGUCUCUAACCAACAUCAUCAAGGUGGGUCUCUCACUGCUGGUUUGAUGAUCAGUCAUCAUGACUUAGACGGUGGUGGUGGUAGACCAAGUUGGGGAGAAGGAGGAGGAGAAGCUUCUAGGUUAUGGCCGAAUGGAGCUGGUGGGGUAAUGAGUGAAGGAGCUGGUUACAGAAUUGGGUUUCCUGGGUUUGAUUUUCCUGGUGGAGCUAUGAGUUUUGCUUCCAUUCUUGGUGGUGGUGGUAAUAGCAUUCAGAUACCUGGACUUGAGUUAGGGUUGUCUCAGGAAGGGAAUGUUGGGGUCUUGAAUCCACAGUGUUUUACACAUAUUUAUCAACAGAUGGCUCAGGCUCAAGCUCUGGCUCAGGGUAGGACAGUUCACCAUUCUCUUCAUCAUAAUCCAUCACUUGAAGAUCAUCAGCAAGAGAGUGGUGAUCAGAAAGUUGAUUCUCAAGGCUCAGGGCGUUGAUUCAGCUUUCUAAAAAGCUUUUGGUGUUUUGUUUUGUUAUAAUAUUCUUGUAAUUGUACAAGUAGCAUGGAGAAAGGAAUGAAAGGUUUAAUACA
Messenger RNA from Raphanus sativus (radish), 1102 nucleotides. Its product is annotated as transcription factor TCP20. Gene Ontology annotation, molecular function: DNA-binding transcription factor activity; sequence-specific DNA binding. NCBI's taxonomy places the organism in Eukaryota, Viridiplantae, Streptophyta, Magnoliopsida, Brassicales, Brassicaceae. The record is from RefSeq and is a predicted model, not a curated record. The coding region runs from base 222 to 1007 and encodes 261 amino acids. Gene Ontology annotation, cellular component: nucleus. The transcript has a single exon.